GUAGUUGACAUGUUUCGUUCACUACUUAUAAAACUAGCUGCAUUUUUUUAACAGCAUAGAUAAUCAGCUGUUCUUUUUGCAAAUUAUACUUCUAUUGCCAGGAUGAAUACAUUUCUUUUAAAAUUUGAAUAAUCUCUGAAUAUUUACUGGCAGUGCAGUCUGUGUUUGAAUAAGAAACAUUUUGUACAGGAUAUGGUACUUGUCUGGCUCACUGGUGCUGACAUUUAAUGCUCACUUCCUAAUCAGGUUCCUGACACGGCAAAAAGAAAUGCGUGGUAGUCUUCAUCUUCCUGUUUUAAUCUUUUUCAUGGUGUUACAUUCUGGUCAUUGUCAGGAAUGCAGGAACGCCAAAGCAAGCAACUGCAAUGAGUGCAUUCAGGCAGGACCUUUGUGUGCUUGGUGUAAGGACCCGAAUUUUAUAAAACGCAGUGAACCAGACCACAUGAGGUGUGACACUGUAUACCAACUGGAGAACAAGGGCUGCAAAUCGAACGACACAGUAUAUCCAAAGAGCUGGCAAGAAGUGAAACAGAAUCUAACCCUAAGCAGUACAAAAGAUCAAGUGGUACAACUAACUCCUCAAAGGAUCAAACUAAAUCUCCGCCCAGGUCAGCCAGAAAAUAUUACAGUUACAUUCAGACAUGCUCAGGGAUUCCCUAUCGAUUUGUACUACCUUAUGGACUUGUCAUUUUCCAUGCAUGAUGAUUUGGACAACCUUAAAGGUUUGGGACAGAAAAUACUAGAAGCUUUAAAGGACAUUACUGAUGCUGCACAAAUAGGGUUUGGUACUUUCGUGGACAAGACAGUUUUGCCAUUUGUCAACACUAAUCCUGAGAUACUGAAGAAUCCCUGUCCUGGAAAAAAUAUCCCAUGCCAAGAACCAUUUGGAUACAAGCAUGUGCUAAGUUUGACCAGUAACAGUAGCCUAUUCAAGGCAAAAGUCAGCAGUCAGAAAAUAUCUGGGAACCUGGAUGCUCCUGAAGGAGGGCUAGAUGCCUUAAUGCAGGCUACAGUUUGUGAGCAUAUAAUUGGCUGGCGUAAUGUGACUCGACUACUACUCUUUGCAACUGAUGAUGGAUUUCAUAUUGCCGGAGAUGGAAAACUAGGUUCCAUCCUGACACCCAAUGAUGGAAAGUGUCAUAUGCAGAACAACUAUUACACCAACAGCAAUGUGAUGGACUAUCCGUCUGUUGGACAUCUGGCCCUGAAACUGUCUGAACACAACAUCCAGCCAAUCUUUGCUGUCACUGCCAACAUGCUGAAGACUUAUCAGAGUUUGAGUGAAAUCAUUCCCAAGUCGGUUGUUGGUGAACUGUCUCUGGAUUCCAGCAACAUUGUCAGUCUGAUUAAGAGUGCAUACAAUAAUCUUUCUUCAAAAGUCAUUCUGGAGCACAAAAACCUCCCCGAUGGCAUAAAAGUUACUUACCGUUCCAAAUGUGGCACUGAGUUCAGCAAAUUAGCAGCCAGAGGUGAAUGUGAUAACGUAAAGAUUAAUGAUACGAUUUCCUUUACAGUAACAGUUGAAGCCACUAAAUGCAUCAGUCCUCAGGCAUUCACUAUCCAUCCUUUGGGUUUCUCAGAGGCACUGACAGUGGAAGUCGAAACAAUGUGCAACUGUGACUGUGGUGACCAUAACCUUAAUAUCUGCAAUAAUGGGACUUUCAGCUGUGGAAUCUGUAGCUGCAAAGAAGGAUUUACUGGAAAAAACUGCACAUGCAAUCUGGGAGAGAAGACCACAGAGGAGUUGAAAGCAUCAUGUAGGAAGGACAACAGCUCAUCUGUUUGUUCUGGGCUUGGAGAAUGUGAAUGUGGAGUCUGCAACUGUUUCAGCAGUAACAUUCCUGGUCAACGGAUAUAUGGGAAGUUCUGUGAAUGUGAUAAUACAAAAUGUGAAAUGUAUAAUGAAAAACUCUGCAAUGGGCACGGCGAGUGUGACUGUGGAAAUUGUCGCUGCGAAGCAGGCUAUGAGGGAAAGGCCUGUGAAUGCAAGGCCUCCUACGAUGGAUGCAUGACUGCUAGAGGCACAAAGUGUAGUGGGCGUGGAUACUGUGAAUGCAAUACCUGUAAAUGCAUCGCUAACUAUGAGACACACCUCUGUGAAUCCUGCCCCAGCUGCCCUUCACCAUGCCGUACCUAUGCGCACUGCAUUGAAUGUUACUACUUAAACUCAACGGGCAACUGUGAAAAUCAGUGUGAAAAUAUAACUAGAAUCACCAUGGCGGACCAUCUGAAUGGUGCUGUACGUUGUAAGGAAAAAGAUUCUCAGGACUGUUUUAUGCAUUUUGAGAUGGUGAUGAAAGAUGGCAUAGAACAGUAUGAUGUGAUACUCCAAAAAGACAGAGAAUGUCCAAAGAGACUGAGUGAACUUCAGAUUGCUCUGAUGACUGCUGGGUCAGUGUUGCUCCUCGGUCUGUUUCUCCUGUUGUUUGGGAAGUGCCUGACUGAACUGAAUGAUCGAGCAAAGUACCGUCGUUUUGAGAAGGAAAUGAAGGAAAAUUCCAAAUGGAUUGGACCAGAAAACCAACUGUUCUUAAAAGCAACAACUACAGUAGCAAACCCAAUGUACGAUGGAGAUUAAGACAGCCCAGUCAGCAGAUAAGGAUAUAGUAUAAACAAUCAAGAGCAAUCAGGCUCCAGUGUGUUACUGAGAGAACUGAACAUUACUAAAGAAACGCCUCUGUUCUUUUAUAUGGCUACUACUGGUUCAUUCCUGGUGUGCAGCACGACAACGAGAAGACUAGUCCAAUACGCAACUACGCUGACCAUGACAAUAUACAGUGCAAAACUUUGCAAUAUUGCUUAUCAUCUGCUGUUGAUUGUUUCCAAGUGCAGUAAUGACAUGUUCAUGCCAAGCGUUUCAUACUCAUUGCAAAUAAAUGUCAGUGUUUUACUGUACAUUUUAAAGUAAUGUAUAUAGAUGUGCCUGUACUUUUGUCAUUAUGAUGCAAGCUGGCAAAAGCACAAUUCAGUGAAAAAAUAUUUCUCAGAGAAAAGGAAUCUGCCAAGUGUUGCAACCGGGCUCCCAGGUUUCAGUUUGAGUGACUGAACUAACAUUUAUCAAAUUUGAUCAGGAUUAAAGAUUACAAGCAAAGCUUUUUUUUUUUUUUUUUUUUGCUGUAUUUGAGCUCUCAUCACAUGAAAUGAGCUUGCUGAUUCCAAAAUAUGUUGUUUAAGAUGUGGCAAGAAUUCUGUAUUAAGCAAAUACAGCUUCCUAGGUAACAUAUAUGCAGCUUUUACCUCUACUGGUUUUACUUUAAAUGAGUUAUGUUUUGGCAAUGUAUAAUUUUGUCUCUAUUAUCUGAUGGUGUUGACAUACCUGUGAUGUGCUAACUGUAGUUUCAUCUUGUUCAAGGCCUGGCUCAUACCUGAAAAGUAUCCCCGACUAGUGCAUCUUCUUGGUUUAACAAAAAGAAAUAAAUACAUGCAUGCAAACAUACAUAUAUAUAUAAAUGUGUGUGCAAUUGCACUGUGUGCAUGUUCACAUGCAUGUGUGUGUGUUUGUGUAGUAAUCAUCAGCAUUUGGUGACAAACUGCAAGUGAUAUUAUAUCCCCCCACAUAUCCCCACACCCACUACUAAUUUAUUCCAAAGCUGAGGUGUUAUUUCAUUUCAGUACACUGUCUUUUUUAGGUUAUUUUGACCUUCUGUUGUUCAGUGAGUUGUUUCUUUUGCUCAUUUGUGUUUGUUCUGAGAAAUUAAAGGAGAACCAAAUACAAUCCACUGAAGUCAAAUGUAAUUGUUCCUGAUGUUCUUCCUAGCCUCAGUCUUCAUGCCAUAUAUUCAGCCUUUUGGAACUUAUGCAUUCCCCAAAAAUUAACUUAAAAAUGGACAUUUUAAUUGCUGAACCUGGCAUAGGUAGGUGGUCAUGCCUAUUGUGAAGGAGGAGGGGAGUGGAAAUGUCACAUCCAAUGCCACAAUCCCUCUGAAGAGGGAGUGACCAUGCAAAGGACAUAAUGAAAUAAAAUCUGGCUCAAAGAUAAAUCUCGGUGCAGUUAUGAAAAUCCAAACAAUCCAAGCAAAUUAUACCAGAAGCCACACUAAUUACAGGGAAACUUUUAUUCAAAAAUAACCUACCCUACAGUACCUGAUGUUCUCAGAUGGUUUCCAAUCCCGAUGUUAACCAGACCUGACCCUGCUUAUCUUUGAGUGCAAAGGUUUCUGUUAUUCUGUUUUUAUUAUUGCUAUGAAUUUUCUGCUGUAGUCGAUUAUUGGAAGUGCAUAUUUUUUGGCAGUUCCUGUUAUGUACAAUCAAUAUUUUGCAUUUGAUCAUUGGGUAGUAGCUUUUAUUUUUAUUCAACUACUCUUGAUAUAAAAGUGAAAACUAUUCUACAGAAAUUAUACUGGCACAGAAAUUACUAAGUCUGUUGUUAUAACUUUUUAUACAAGAUGCAAGUCAAAGAUCGCUUUGCAUUCUUAUUAAAAAUAAGAAAACAGGACUCAAGCCGAUACUGAUUGUUUAAACCACAGUUUAAGUUAAAACAAGAAAGGAUUGCUUUUGCUGUUAUCAACGCUUCAUCCCCAGGUGAGACUUGUCUCAGAUGUCUCAAUACAUUUUUAUAUGGGCACAAUAUGCCCCCUUCAGCCUUAAAUUUCUGGAAAUGUUUUUAUGUGGAUACAGAGUAAAUAUUAAUUUAGAUAUGAUGAAGUCUUUAAGUAUGAAACCGCUCAUCAUUUAUUCAGUAAAAUCUUUGUUUUAUGAUGGAUCUGCACAUCUGCUUCUUACUAAUUAGUAAAAAGUAGAAUAGAAAUAUACAUAUUAAUAAGGAAUAUAUAAUGAGCAUCACAUGUAAUCCAAGAAAAGUGUAGCUGUUGACCUAAUCCCUAUAAUUUUCAUUUGUUUGCCCUGUAGCUACUCUUAUAGGUGAGAGAUAGUAGGGAACCAUAACCGUAUCCUACCUAACUGACAAUCUUUCUUUCAUACAAGUAGGAAAACAGGGCGGGUUUCAAUCCCUUCAGAUCUUUUUCUGUGGGACUGCAUUUCUAUGAAUGUGGAAAAUGUUUUCAGAAAGAAAAAAAUUUUCCAAAAAAUAAAAAAAGAAGUUAUGUACUCACCAUAACGUUCCAUGUGAGUUGUUCAUCUUCCCUUCAUUCUUACUGAUGGGUUCGGAGCUGAUCCUCUGCUCCUACUCGGCUAAAUGCAAAGGCUUGAGGUCUUCAACCAGCUCGAGACCUACUCCCCAUCCCAUGAUGCACUGGUGCUUCCCUCAGAUCUUGUUUGCUGACAACAAUGGUGUAAGCCAUCUCCCAAUAUAGCAAGUAUAGAAUACACUAGAUAAAGGUCAAUUACAGCCAUACCUCACCUCAGGUUCUCGAUCCUCAAGAAGCCUGAAAGGGGGUUGGAGAGUGGGACGUAAGAAUGAAGGCAAGAUGAACAUCUCACAUGGAACGUUAUGGUGAGUAC
Molecule: messenger RNA, 5400 nt
Organism: Protopterus annectens (West African lungfish)
Lineage: Eukaryota; Metazoa; Chordata; Ceratodontiformes; Protopteridae
Product: integrin beta-2-like
Exons: 16
Coding region: 269-2578 (769 amino acids)
Biological process (GO): cell migration; cell adhesion mediated by integrin; cell-matrix adhesion
Cellular component (GO): focal adhesion; cell surface; integrin complex
Molecular function (GO): amyloid-beta binding; integrin binding
Source: RefSeq, a predicted model, not a curated record